This is a messenger RNA of Anthostomella pinea, 1359 nucleotides long. Lineage: Eukaryota; Fungi; Ascomycota; Sordariomycetes; Xylariales; Xylariaceae. The record is from the annotation of a GenBank genome assembly.
AUGAAGACAGUCGUUUCAGUCGCCCUUGCUUCGGCAUCGUUGGUCACGGCGUCGCCAUUGGCGUUCGCUCAAAGGGCUGUUACGGCAUUGGAUCAAGCAGCUUUCGAAGAGGCCCAGCAGCCCGAUGCCACUGCCACUAAGGCCUUCUCUGGGAUACAGAUCCAGACCUCAGACAAACGAUGCUUGUUCGUAGACGAACUUUCGGGAGACUUUCGAGCCAAUCUUACCCCGAUCCAAGUUGGUGAAUGUGGUUCCACAGAUGGGCAAGGGUGGGACAUCAUCACGAGUGGCAAGCAUAACAACGUAGCGGACUCGAUGCUUAUCGUCAGCACUCUAACCAACGCGUGCUUCAACUUCGACCCAAGACGAGCAGCUGGGAACCAAGUCCUCUUGUUCAGCUGUGGAGGCCGGGCUGACGGCGGCGGCGAAGUCACGGACUCGCAGCUGUUUCCUUACUUUGGCGGCACAGGACCGGGGAUGUUUUCGCCUGAAAACGACGCUCAGUCAUGCCUGACUGUCGAUGGAGAUGUCCUCAGUGUCGCAGCCUGUGCCACAAACAACAAUGACCAGAUGUUCACGUUCGGUGAUGAUUCUGCCAACGUGAGCAUUCCCGCUCAGCCAAGUGACCCCAUCGUAUCCUCCGGCUCGUCCGCCACUACUGCUUCUCCAGUCGCGACGACCACCGGUCAAACGACUGGCAGCGUUGAUACCACCACGACAGCACUGGCGUCAGACAUCAGAGCGACGGCAUCCAGCACUGGGGCCGCGGAGGCUUCAUCCCCAGCAACAAGUGAUGCACCCGCCGAAAGUAUACCAGACCCUACAGAAGCAGUCCCCGUUUCCCGCGCGGGAGGCACACUCGUGCCCACAGCCGCCGCAGAGUCGCACGAAAGAGACAAUACCGCCACUCGCGUUUUCACAUCCGUGAGCAUAAAGGCACCAGGUGGGCAGUGUCUAUUCAUCGACCCGACUGCAGGAGACUUCCGACAGAACCUGAUCCCGGUGUCCUUGGUCGACUGUGCCGGCGCGCCGAAUGAGAAGUUCGACGUCAUCACCGCAGGGGUGCAUAACGAUGCCCAGGAUUCGGCUUUGCUGGUGAGCAGCUUGAUGAACGGCUGUAUCAGCUUCGAUUCUCGUCGCCCAGCUGGAGACACCGUCACGAUCUUCUCUUGUGGAGGCAGGGCAGACGGAGGGGGCCUGACCAAUACUGGUCAGCUCAUCCCAUUCACUGGCGGUACUGACCUGGUGCUCGCGCCCGAGAGCGACCGUAACGUGACUUGCAUUGUGCCUGGAACAGGCAGACUUGACUCCGCCCCCUGCUCUAAUGAUGGCUCGCAGGUCUUCACGAUCUUGACGUGA